Molecule: messenger RNA, 2733 nt
Organism: Prunus armeniaca (apricot)
Lineage: Eukaryota; Viridiplantae; Streptophyta; Magnoliopsida; Rosales; Rosaceae
Source: the annotation of a GenBank genome assembly
AUGGGUGAUAACUCCAUUGUUGGUGCUGUUGCUACUGCCUCUACAAAUUUGUGUGUCUCUGAUUCUAUUCCAGGUACUGACUCUAAUACUUGGAUAAUUGACACUGGUGCUUCUGAUCAUAUGACUUAUUAUGCUAAAUUUUUUGAUGAGUUGUCUAGUAACACCCGUGACCCAUACAUAACUAGUGCUAAUGGCUUGCCCUCUCCAAUUACUGGUGAGGGCACAAUCUCUCUCACUCCUACUCUGUCCUUGUCUCGUGCGUUACUAGUUCCCAAUAUCCAUGGUAACUUGUUAUCUGUUGGUCGAUUACUUGAUACACUUAAUGCUUCUGCUACUUUCUAUCCUACACAUUGCUCUUUUCAGGAUCUCAAGACUCAGGAGAUGAUUGGGCAUUGUAAACGGAUAGGGGGGUUAUAUUAUUUGACAUUGCCUUCUGCACCAGUUCGUGAUCGUGUCGUUAAUACUGUUCAAAGUUGCAGUGUCAAAGACAAACAAAAAAUUUGGUUAUGGUAUCGUCGCUUGGGACACCCAUCAUUUGGCUACCUUAAGCGUCUGUUUCCAUCUUUAUUCCGCUCUUGUGAUGAGUCAAGUUUUAAGUGUGAGACAUGUAUUUUGGCCAAGAGUCAUCGCACUGUGUUUCCUUUGAGUGACAGUAAAGCUGCAAAACCUUUUGAUUUAGUGCAUUUUGAUGUGUGGGGUCCGGCUCGCGUCAAGGUAUUCCGGACUGAUAACGGAGGUGAAUAUGUGAAUAACACUUUGGCAUCUUUCUUCCGUGCUCAAGGUAUUAUUCACCAAACGACAACCCCAUUUACUCCUCAGCAGAAUGGUGUGUCUGAACGCAAGAAUCGUCAGUUACUUGAAGUUGCCCGCUCCCUUAUGUUGGACAUGUCUGUUCCCCAUCAUCUUUGGGGGUAUGCUGUUUUAUCUGCUGCCUAUUUGAUUAAUCGUACUCCUAGCCGGGUUCUUGAUUUCAAGACUCCACAUGGUGUGUUUGGUGACCAUGUUUCCCCUGUCUCAGUCUCCAAGUUGCCCCCUAAAGUCUUUGGGUGUGUUGCCUAUGUUCAUGUCUACUCUCAUCAACGGAGUAAACUUGAUCCUUGUGCUCUGCGAUGUGUUUUUAUUGGUUACUCGUCUACUCAGAAAGGUUAUAAGUGCUAUUAUCCACCUACCCAGAAGGUGCAUGUUACUUUGGACGUGAAUUUCCAUGAAGAAGUGCCCUAUUAUGUAUCUCCCUCCUCUUCAAUUCAGGGGGAGAGGGGGAGUGAAUUGGAGAGUCUUGGAUUGGAGAAUGAUGUGUUUGAAGAUGCUGCUCUUGGGAAGGAAACGACCUGUCGCACUGAAGCAAGUGACCGGUCACCCAUAUCUGAAGAUGAAACUUAUGGUCCCUAUGAAGAAACUACUGAUCGCCCUUUGGAACUCGAUCAGUCGCCCAUAUAUGGAGAUGAAGCAGGUGCUCUGGGUGUCACUGAAGCAAGUGACCAGUUGCCUAUAUAUGAAAAUAAUGACAGUGAUUCUUGUAUGGAUGAGUUCGAUGUAAUACCCCCAUCUGCCCUGCCAUUGCCCCAAUCUACUCGUGAUAGUGAAUCAAGUGAGGAUGCUUUAUCUAACCCAAAAUGGAUGGAUGCCAUGAAUGUUGAAAUGGAUGCCUUGAACAAAAAUAAAACAUGGGAUUUAGCUCCUUUGCCACGAGGGAAGAAAGCUGCUGGAUGCAGAUGGGUGUUUACUUUGAAGCAUAAAACUGAUGGUUCCAUUGACCGUUACAAGGCUAGAUUGGUAGCAAAGGGUUAUACUCAGACCUAUGGAGUGGAUUAUUUGGAGAUCUUUGCUCCAGUGGCAAAGCUCAAUACUGUGCGUGUACUAUUGUCCUUGGCUGCUAACCGUGACUGGCCCUUAUUACAAUUCGAUGUUAAAAAUUCAUUUCUACAUGGUGACCUCAAAGAGGAGAUUUACAUGGAUCUCUCUCUUGGUAUUCCUGUAACCUCUAAGGAGGGUGUUGUGUGUAAGCUGCGGAAGUCUUUAUAUGGAUUGAAGCAGUCCCCAAGAGCGUGGUUUAGGAGAUUUGCAGCAUCUAUGAAGAAAUUUGGGUAUGUACAGAGUAACUUAGACCAUACUUUGUUUCUAAAGCGUCAUAAAGGUAAAUUGAUAGCUUUAAUUAUUUAUGUUGAUGAUAUGAUUGUAACUGGAGAUGAUCAGGCAGAAAUGCAAAAUCUUCAGAAGUAUAUGGCUUCCGAGUUUGAGAUGAAGUCAUUGGGUGAUUUGAAGUACUUUCUUGGGAUUGAAGUUGCUAGAUCUAAACAUGGUAUUUUUCUGUCUCAAAGAAAAUAUAUUUUGGAUUUACUUGCAGAGAUUGGAAUGUUAGAUUGUAAACCAAUUGAUACACCUAGUGAACAGAAUCAUAAGUUGGGGUUGUAUCCUGAUCAAGUCCCUACAGAUAAAGAGCGUUAUCAACGACUUGUGGGGAAAUUGAUUUAUUUAUCUCAUACACGUCUUGAUAUUGCAUAUGCAGUGAGUGUAGUGAGUCAGUUUAUGCAUUCUCCUAGUAAAGAUCAUAUGGGUGUUGUGAUGCGCAUAUUGAGGUAUCUGAAAGUAACUCCUGGAAAGGGGUUAAUGUUUUGCAAUUAUGGUCAUACAGAUGUGGAAGGGUAUACAGAUGCUGAUUGGGCUGGUUCAGUCACUGAUAGACGUUCUACGUCUGGGUAUUUCACAUUUGUUGGUGGUAAUCUUGUUACUUGA